AUCCAUCAGUACUUCGUAAUAUCCGUAAUAAUCUACGGAGGAACAAAAAGAAAAGCUCUACAUCUGAGAUUUCUUUACUUUAAGAAAAAAAUCCCCCUCAAAAAUCUUUUGAUUUCGUUAAGCCUAACCAGUUUCUAAUGGAAGAUUUUUACUGCUCUUUUGUUCUUCAUCAAAUCAUGAGUUUCUGUUACUAUUCUACUCUGAUUUUUCAGAUAAGUUAUUAACACGAUUUGGAUUUCGUUUAAUUGAAGAUAAAAAUUGUUGUUAGGGUUUUCUGUAGAUUAUUAUUGUUAAUCGAUGUUUGCCCUAAUUUCUAUUUUCAGGUUGAAAAAAACAGUUGGUGUAUUUCAAGGAUUAAUUUGCAAUCAGAUCUGGAUAUAUUUAACACCUGGUGAAAGAACAGUGGGGUUUCAUUCACAGCCAAAUCAAGCUUUCCAAGCUUUUGCUUUGUUGCAAGAUAGCCCUGAAGUCCAGAUUGAAAGAAACAAUUGGUACGAUUUAAAAGAUUUAUUUGCAAUCACAUCAGAAUGUCAGAUGUGAUUCCAAAAGAUUGGAUGGAUGAAAGUGAUAUUUUUAGUAAAGUUUAUCGAGGUGGGGUUAGAUACUUUAUUAGUUUUGCUGUAAGAUAUGGUUACUCGAAGUCGAUAUGUGCCUGCCCUUGUAAUAAGUGCCGAAAUACAAAUACUGGAAAUUGAAAAAGUUAGGCAACAUCUGUUAGAGAAGGUUCUAAACAAGAGGUACCGUAUGUGGGCUUUUCAUGGCGAGAAAUCAAGUAAUAGAAGCACAGUAGGUUCAGUCCAAGAGGAAAACAUCAGCGAACCAAACAGGGAGGAAGGUGUGCCUGAAAUGAGAAGAUUGGUUGAUGUUGCAUUUGGAGUGCAUGAAAUGCCAUAUGAUGACAUUAGUAGUGACAAGGCAGGUCAGUUAGAAUCUUUAGUUGUAGAACCCGAACCUCGAAGUAACCUUUUCACAGAAGUUCAGAACAUUCAAAUACCAGCUUCGACAGAAUUAUUUCAAGAUAGCCAGAGGUAAAGCACAAAUUGAAGCAGCUAUUCAAGCUGGUUUGGAUCCAAAUGCGUGGAAAAGCAAAGAGGAGAUUCUAGCAAACAUUCCGAUGGGGGUUACUCCAAGUAAUUGGACCGCUUUCGUUGAGAAUGAGUUCAAAGAAGGAGUCAAAGAAAGCCAUGAAAAGAAAUCAGAGAACAAAAAGAAAUGCACAAUCCCUCAUACUCUUGGGAGGCGUACCUAUGCGAACAAAUGUCAUCUCCUUGCAGAAGAGGAUGGGAUGGUUACAGAGGAUCGCGAAUACGCUUGGAUGAAGGGUCAUGAAAAAUGCGAUGGAACUGUUCAUCCAUCAGCAGUUGAAAAAUAUGAACAAGUCAAAGCUGCCUAUGAGAAGCGAAAAGAGGGAGGAACUGACUGCUCAUAUGAUUUUGGUUCUGAUGGUUUAGUUGAUGUCUUUGGCCCAGAUAAGGGUAAAAGGUCUUUACGUGGCUUUUCCUCCAGCGUUUCUGCGAAGCGUGCUAAACAAGCAUUCCUGACUGCUUCUCUUCGCGAUUCUACAGUUAACAAUUGCAACUCCGCUGUCGUCGGAUUGAAAAAGGUCAUGGCACAAAAUAUAUCCAGUGACCAUCCGACAAGCGAAGAAACAAUCUUGGAUGAUUCUUGUAACCCUAACUCUGAGUUCCCUCCUGACUUCACUCCAGAAAAUCAUGCUUUUACCAGGAAUUUAGAUCCCAUGUCAGAGCCACAACCUUUCGACAAUUCUGGUUAUGAAGAGUCUUCAUAUCAGGGUGUGAAUUUGUUGGACAGGAAUGGAAAAAUAGUUGCAGUUGGAUAUCUGGUAACCGGUUUGGAAGGUGAAGUCUGUCACCACAGAAUUGUCCAAAAGAACGAGAGUAAAGUUCGCAUAGAACGUGUUUACGAUGAUUCUGCACCAAUUUGGGACCCUCCUCAAGGUGAUGACUUCUAUAAGCUAUCUUCUUAUGUUGCUGGUGGUUGGAUAAUAUGGCAUAAGAAGCGUCUGCAAUUUACAAAUUAAACAUUGUGUACCUUGUUACAGAUCAGUACUGUUAGGUAGAGUUUAUGUUUUAAUUUAUAAUAAUUUGUUAGUUUCUAUUGUUUAGUGUUUUAAGAGUGUAUUGGGGAUAUCCAGCGGAUGUUGAAACAUAUUUCCUUUUAUUAAUUUAAUUUCUAUCAUCUA
Messenger RNA from Papaver somniferum (opium poppy), 2203 nucleotides. RefSeq lists its product as uncharacterized. Bases 1115 to 2041 code for a protein of 308 amino acids. The record is from RefSeq and is a predicted model, not a curated record. The transcript is spliced from 7 exons. NCBI's taxonomy places the organism in Eukaryota, Viridiplantae, Streptophyta, Magnoliopsida, Ranunculales, Papaveraceae.